AUGAAUAAAUUUACUUUAAUAUUUGAUGAUCAAAUAUUAGAAGAAUAAUAUUAAAAAGUUAAACUGACUAAAAUUAGAAAACCUAUAUAUUUGGGAUUAUUAUUACUAUGUUUUUGCAUGAUAAGUUCAAAUGCACUUAUAACCUUGUUUACUGAAUAAACUUAACAAUUAAAAAUCUACAUCAAUUAUUCUUAUCUAAUAUUCAUGGUAUUCUAAGCCAUUAUUGUAUACAGAAGACCAGAUUUAAUAAAAUAUUUAUUGAUAAUAUCAAAUAUAGCCACUGGUUUGUUGCAGUUUAAUUUCAAUGAAUAAACUCCAGCCUAAAUAUACUAUGCUUAAAGUUCAUCAUUUACUUAAUUAUAAGCUGUUGCAUACUUUAUUUCUGAUUUUAGAGAUGGGGUUAUAUAAGUUAUAGCUUUACUACUUAUAAAAAUGAUCAUUACAUCAUUCAAGAUAGAAAAUGUUGAUUUACAGACUGUUUUAAUAGGUAUUGCAUCAACAUCAUUUAUUCUUAUCACCCUUUAUAUCAAUGAUUAAAACUCAAGGAAAGAAUUUUUAGCAAGUAUUUCUGAAGAUUUAUGGGAUCAUUCUUUAUCUAUUCUAAUUAAAAAACCUCAUUUUAGAGUUCAAUACAAUAAAGAAUAUAUGAAAAUUGAUUUAGUUUCUUCAAAUUAAUUAUGUGAUUUCCCUGGUUAUGAUGAAAAUUUAUGUGAAGGAUGCAAUAGUAGAUAAAUUCUUCAUCUAUAUUAAUACAACAAAUCUAAUUUAUUUGAAUUCAUUCUAGAAUAAGCUUAAACUAUUCAAAAUUCAAUCAAAGUCUAAUAUAAACAUCAUUCAUUUUCUUUAAGAAUUGUUUGCAUUGGCAUAAAGAAUCUAAAUAUUAUUGUAAUUUUAGAACAACCAAAAAUUGAUUUAAAUGAAUAAAUUAUGCAAUCAAAAAUCAGACUUUUAAUUUUUUAACAUAUUAAAUCAUAAAAAUAAAAAACAAUAUAUUAAAGGUUGUUUAAUUAAGGUUUAUUAUCUAUUUUGUUAAUUAAUAAGAUGCAUUUGAAAGAAGUGGAAAUAACAAAAAUGUUCAAAAAAUUGAAUAAUUUGUAUAAGUAUAGUAUGAAACCUAUUAAAAUACUUCCAAAAAAUGUUAAAUUUACAUUUUAUACUUAUUCUUCCUAAUUGAUAAUAUUUUUAGUUUAAAUCUUUUAAAUUUUUGAUUCAAUCUCUAAAAAACGCAUAUCCAUAUUAUUUCAAGAUUUGGAAGACUGCAUUUUAAUGUAGAUAAAAUUUAAAUAAAAUUAAGAAAGAAAUCUUAACCUUUUAUUUCUCAAUUUUUAUGGUAUGAAUAUUUUUAUUCAAAAAACUAAAGCUUUAUUGUUAUUUAACGAAUUAGAUAUGGAUUUACAAAUACAAUUUAAAAAACACAUUCCAUACUAACUAAUUAAUUGA
Molecule: messenger RNA, 1440 nt
Organism: Paramecium sonneborni
Lineage: Eukaryota; Ciliophora; Oligohymenophorea; Peniculida; Parameciidae
Source: the annotation of a GenBank genome assembly